AAUCUUUCUUGAUAAUUGAUUUAAAUCAUUUUUGAUUAAAGAACAAAUGAGACAACAGAAAAGGCAACUGAACAGAACACAGAGGGAAUUAGCCAGGGAUCAAAAUGCUCUUGAGAGGCAAGAAAAACAACUGGAAGCAGAGAUCAAGAAAAUGGCAAGACUUGGAAACAAACAGGCUGCAACAACACUUGCCAAGCAGCUGGUUAAUCUACGAAAACAGAAAACUAAAAAUAUGACUGUAAGUUCCCGUGUGAUGGCCAUUGGACACCAGUCACAAGCCAUGCACGCGUCAGCAAAAAUGGCAGGUGCCAUGUCUACAGCUACUAAGACCAUGGGAAGUGUAAAUGCCCAGAUGAAUCCAGCACAAUUACAACAAACUCUGCAGAACUUUGAAAUGGAAUCUUCAAAAUUGGACAUGAAGGAAGAAAUGAUGAAUGAUACUUUAGAGUCAAUAUUAGAUGAAUCAGGAGAUGAGGAGGAGCAGGAUGCGAUCGUCAAUCAAGUUCUUGAUGAGAUCGGCAUUGAAAUAUCUGGGAAGAUGGCAGAAGCACCUUCCGCGCAUGGCGGUAAAUUACCAACAGGACAACGGGCGGCAGCUUCCAAGGGAACAUCGGAUGCAGAUAUCGAGGAGAUGUUGGCUAAGUUGAAGGCCUAAAACAGAAGAAUGCCUCACACUGUGCUUACAUCUAGGGUUAAUUUUUGCAUGCCUGAUUAUUACUCAUUUCAUUUGAAGGAGUUUGAAAAAUAGUGCUGAAAUUACUAGAUUGUUGUUACAUUGGAAAAACGUUUUCUGUGAAGUCAAACUCUCAUUCAAAAAUUAGGGAUAUAAUAACAGUUAUUUAACUCUGAAUUUUGGCUGACGUGGUUGAUAAGAUAAUGCCAACAGGUUGUAUUGAUUAUAACUCGUUUUGCCUCCUGAGUAAAACUCGAUUAAUGAAUAAUGGGCCAAGUGUCACGUGAGAGUGCCCGAGUUGUGUGUCCAAAGGAAAGUGAGCAGGGCUCGCGAGUAUUCGCGUUCAUUCAUUCUCCCCCUGGCGAUUAUUUCCCUGGGAAAAUGGAAAAAUGUGAAAAGUAUAGGAACAAAUAGUUGAGAACAACGAGGAUAUUCUAUAAUAAGUGUACUGUCAACAACGCAUUUGUUUGUAAAAAUAUCAAUAAAUCAUGUUUGAAAGUC
Molecule: messenger RNA, 1174 nt
Organism: Pocillopora damicornis (cauliflower coral)
Lineage: Eukaryota; Metazoa; Cnidaria; Anthozoa; Scleractinia; Pocilloporidae
Product: charged multivesicular body protein 2b
Biological process (GO): vacuolar transport
Source: RefSeq, a predicted model, not a curated record